AAUAUGACGGAGAAAACAAAGCAAAUGCCUCAGGUUGAUGGGAUGGAUAACACGUGGGGAUUUCCUUUGGAAGAUAGCACUUGGGAACCUGAGGAAAAUGUUGCUUGCCAUGAACUUAUUGCAGAAUUCGAGAGGAAGAGAAGCAAGCCUAUCAGAAAACGGCUUGUUCAUUACCUCUCCUCUCACCCCUCUCACACGAAGAAAGCGCUUUUCUGUUUUCAUACGGAAAAAAAGGAGACCGCUGCUACGUCGUCAGAGAAGCGCGAGGAGAAACAGCUCCUUCGCAUUGUCGGUCUCACGGAUACACCCGGUGAGCUCCACUUUUUGAUCAAAUGGAAAGACCAUACCGCCGAUCUCGUACCAGCCAAGGAAGCUAAUGUGAAAUAUCCACAAGAGGUUAUUCGGUUCUAUGAAGAAAGACUGAAAAUGCAGUCGCGCUAA
Messenger RNA from Angiostrongylus costaricensis, 441 nucleotides. NCBI's taxonomy places the organism in Eukaryota, Metazoa, Nematoda, Chromadorea, Rhabditida, Metastrongylidae. The record is from the annotation of a GenBank genome assembly.